AUGUCUAGGAAAAACAACAUCACACCAACAGGGUCGGCCAAAGUGGAUGUAGGAUCAGAGGUUGUGGCUGUGAGGAGUGACAAGGUGGUGCUCGAUAGUACCAUCGUUCCAGCAGAGAUUGUCAUCUGUAAUGGCAAGAUAGUUGAUGUUCUACCAAAGAGAAGCUGGGUCCGACCCAGUGGAGAGAAGGUGCUAGAUGUUGGAGACCUCGUGGUCAUGCCAGGGAUUGUAGACCCUCAUGUGCACAUAUGUGAGCCUGGGCACUUGGCUUGUGAAGGAUUUACAUCAGUGACUAAGGCUGCAGCUGCAGGAGGCAUCACCACCAUUGUUGACAUGCCACUAUAUAGCUGUCCUCCAACCACAACUUUGGCUGGCUUGGAUAGCAAGCUGCUGUCUGCCAGGGGGCAGUGCCAUAUUGAUGUAGCUUUUUGGGGUGGCAUCAUUCCUGGAAAUCAGGCCGAGCUCCUGCCAAUGCUGAAAGCUGGUGUCCCUGGAUUCCAGUGCUUCCUGAUGGCCACUGGAGUGGAGGACUUUCCCCAUGUAUGUCUGCAGGACUUGCAUGUGGCAAUGAACGAACUGCAAGACACAGAGUGUAUGCUCCUGUUCCAUGCUGAACAGAAGCCAAACCACUGGACACCUGUACUACAGGACGCCAUAGAGUACAGCACAUUCUUGGACUCAUACCCUGAUACUAUGGAAGUGGAAGCCACCUUCACCAUUGCUGAACUCUGUCUCCAGUACAAGGUGCCGUGCCACAUCAGCAACCUGUCCUCUGCACAAGCCUUGCCCAUUAUCAAGGAUGCACGCCAAAAAGGAGCACCAAUCACUGUAGAAACCACCCACCACUACCUCAACCUGUCAUCUGAAUGCAUUCCUCCAGGAGGCACAUACUACAAAUGCUGCCCUCCUAUCAGGGAGAAAAGUAACCAGGAGCAGUUAUGGGCAGCUUUGCAGAAAAGACACAUAGACAUGGUUGUCUCAGCCCACACUCCAUGUUCCCCGAAGAUGAAAGAUCUGAGCAAUGGAGAUUUCCUCAAGGCCCAAGAAGGGAUUGCCUCACUACAGUUUGGUCUCCCUCUCUUCUGGACUUCUGCCAAACCCAGAGGGUUUUCUUUACAUGAUGUAGUGCGACUGAUGUGCAAAAAUCCUGCUGUUCUGAGCAGACUGGAAGACCGCAAAGGGUCACUCAGCCCAGGGAUGGAUGCAGAUUUAGUAAUCUGGAAUCCAGACAAGGAGUUUCAGGUGAAUAAAGAUAUCAUUCAUCACAAGCAUAAGCUGACACCCUACUUGGGGUUCCAGAUUCGUGGUGAGGUCUUUGCAACUCUUGUCCGUGGCAGGCUGGCUUACCUGAAUGGGAAAUUUGCCCCCAAACCACAAGGAGACCUGCUUGCAACUCAGAGAAAAAUGCCAACGAGAGUCGCUUCUCCUUAUUACUAG
Euleptes europaea (tarantolino) is the source of this 1437-nucleotide messenger RNA. RefSeq names its product allantoinase, mitochondrial-like. Lineage: Eukaryota; Metazoa; Chordata; Lepidosauria; Squamata; Sphaerodactylidae. Bases 1 to 1437 code for a protein of 478 amino acids. The transcript is spliced from 12 exons. The record is from RefSeq and is a predicted model, not a curated record. Gene Ontology annotation, biological process: allantoin catabolic process; purine nucleobase catabolic process. Gene Ontology annotation, molecular function: allantoinase activity; zinc ion binding; cobalt ion binding. Gene Ontology annotation, cellular component: cytoplasm.